This is a messenger RNA of Apaloderma vittatum (bar-tailed trogon), 605 nucleotides long. RefSeq names its product receptor accessory protein 1 (gene REEP1). NCBI's taxonomy places the organism in Eukaryota, Metazoa, Chordata, Aves, Trogoniformes, Trogonidae. The record is from RefSeq and is a predicted model, not a curated record. The transcript has 6 exons. Gene Ontology annotation, cellular component: endoplasmic reticulum membrane; cytoplasmic microtubule; endoplasmic reticulum tubular network. Gene Ontology annotation, biological process: endoplasmic reticulum tubular network organization. The annotation marks the transcript as partial. Gene Ontology annotation, molecular function: microtubule binding.
GCUUAUAUUUGGCACUCUUUACCCCGCGUAUUAUUCUUACAAAGCCGUGAAAUCAAAGGACAUCAAAGAAUAUGUCAAAUGGAUGAUGUACUGGAUCAUAUUUGCGCUUUUCACGACAGCAGAGACGUUCACGGAUAUCUUUCUUUGCUGGUUUCCAUUCUACUAUGAACUCAAAAUAGCUUUUGUAGCUUGGCUGCUCUCUCCAUACACAAAAGGCUCCAGCCUCCUGUACAGGAAAUUUGUUCAUCCAACACUUUCUUCAAAAGAAAAGGAAAUCGAUGACUGCCUCGUCCAGGCAAAAGACCGGAGCUACGAUGCCCUCGUGCACUUUGGGAAGCGCGGGCUGAACGUCGCAGCCACGGCAGCUGUCAUGGCAGCUUCAAAGGUCUCUCAGCUACUUCAUUUACACUUGUUUUUGGACCAGAAAAAAGGGCAGGGACAGGGGGCCCUGUCUGAGAGACUAAGGAGCUUUAGCAUGCAGGAUCUCUCGACGAUUCGAGGAGACAGCAGCAGCACUGUUCCUCCUUCAGUCACUGUACGAACAAGUAGCAAACAGAGCCAGCCAAAACCAUCCAGAAGUGCAUCGGAAGGCACUGGCAGCUCAG